Molecule: messenger RNA, 1176 nt
Organism: Erigeron canadensis
Lineage: Eukaryota; Viridiplantae; Streptophyta; Magnoliopsida; Asterales; Asteraceae
Product: F-box/kelch-repeat protein At3g06240-like
Exons: 1
Coding region: 1-1176 (391 amino acids)
Molecular function (GO): protein binding
Source: RefSeq, a predicted model, not a curated record
AUGGCGGAGCUUGGGUUUGAUAUGCUUCUGCAGAUACUCAUCAGACUGAAUCUGGAAGAUUUAAUCCAAUGCAAGCGGGUUUGUAAGUCUUGGUAUUCUUUUGUUUCGGAUCCUUGUUUCGUCGAAUCUCAUUUAAAUCGUUCUUAUGCUAAUGAUCUUAACACUUAUGGGCAAAGAAAAAGGAUCAUCAUGCCUGAAAGUGGUUCUUGUCGUAUUGUUGGUUCUGCUAAUGGCCUAGUAUGCGUCUCUCUUAAUGAUUAUGAUCGACUUUUAGUAACCAAUCCUUGGACUAGAGAGGUGAAAUUACUCCCACCGCCUCUCUACUUUACUAGAAGUAGUACAUCAUGUUGGGGUUUUGGUUAUGAUUCGUCCAUAGAUGAUUACAAGGUUAUAGUUGGGUGCACGAGAAACGAAAAGGACCACACACGAUUUUAUGUGUUCUCGCUGAAAUCGAAUGUUUGGAGGCUUAUCGAUCGAGUUAUGUAUAUGCUAUACCUUGGUAGUGGUAAAUCCGGAAUCUUGUGUGAUGGGGGGCUUCACUGGCUUAUGAGGAGUAGUUAUCGUGAAAACGAAAAAAUAGUAAUUCUUUCGUUAGAUUUAUCUAGCGAGGAAUUCAAAGAAAUCCCUCUACCAGAUCAUCAUCAUGACUCGUUUUCUAUGGAGGAAACGUAUAGACUUGGGUGUAGUAUCCGGGGAUGUCUAUGCAUCUAUAAUCACAAAUCUGCUAUAAGUGAAAGUGAUGAUAAAUCUGCAGGGAGACGGAAAUAUCAGUACCAAUUUCCCAUUUCACGGACCUUAUGCAGCUCCUCUAACACUACAUGGGUAAUGAGAAACUGCAAUGCAAAACAGUCAUGGGAAUUGUAUCAACUUUUUGAUCAUGAGAUAAACCCUGAUGCUGUACACUACUUGAAAACACCGCCACGGGGUGGCGUUCGAGAAGGUACUGUUGAUCACCUUAGAUGUUUAGACACUGAUUGGGUGUAUGCUAGUGCUCCUAUAUUUGUCCAGAGCCUUGUGUCUCCCUAUAUUGGUGGCCGGCAGAGACUAUCUUCCCUUGCUAAUAUUGGGAUAGGUGAGACAACUGAUCGUGCUAUUGCAAAUUCUAGUUUGGAUGAUGUUUCUUCAGGCUCCUUUCCAUUUUCACAUGGUAUACUGGAGAGUAAGCGAAAGUGGUAG